AGUCUCUGAAAGCGCGCGUCAGGCAUUCAAGUAUUUACUGCCUCAAUCGUCAGACCAUCAUCAGUUACAGAGAGGUCGUGUAACCGAGUGGUGGCAUUUUGCGCAAGUACGUACGCUCGGCAGAAAUGGCGGAUAACCUGAAGCCCGUGGCCCUCUUCCUGCUGAUGCUCAACUUCUGCAUGUACCUCAUUCUCGCCAUCAUCGGCGGGUGGGCGGUCAACUUCGCCAUCGACCAGGGCUUCAUCAUAGGCCCCGAGCUGCGUCUCCCGGCGCAUUUCCACCCAAUAUUCUUUCCGAUCGGGAACUUCGCCACCGGCUUUUUCGUGGUGUUCUCGCUGCUCGCCGGCGUCGUCGGGUUGGCCUCCUGCAUCGUGGGAUUCAGUCACGUCCGGUUCUGGAACUACAGCAGCCUGCAGUCCGCGGCGUCGCUCGGUCUGCUCGCCUGGGCGCUUACCGUCUUAGCCAUGGGGCUGGCUUGCCAGGAGAUCAGUUUUGACCGAAGAAAUGCGAAGCUGGGGACCAUGGAGGCGUUCACGAUAGCCCUAACAGUGACGCAGCUCUUCUACAUCCUCGUGAUCAAGGCGGGCGGUCACGGCCCCGUCCAGGUCGAACGGCACAACGCCUUGGGCCGCUGAUCGGGUCGGAGGAUACGUACGCCUCAGAAGGAGCAGAGCCGCCGGAGAAAGUUUACUUGUUGUGGUUGUGAUUUUUCACACAUGUGAAUGAUGAUUCUUUGAGUGGGAUUGGUGAAAUGAGGGGAUCGGUGUUGAAGUAAUAAAUAUAUUGUGUAUCCUGAUCGGAGUACAUAAAAGAUGCAGUUGCGCUUUA
Messenger RNA from Hordeum vulgare subsp. vulgare (domesticated barley), 828 nucleotides. RefSeq names its product membrane protein PM19L-like. The transcript is spliced from 4 exons. The record is from RefSeq and is a predicted model, not a curated record. The coding region runs from base 126 to 635 and encodes 169 amino acids. NCBI's taxonomy places the organism in Eukaryota, Viridiplantae, Streptophyta, Magnoliopsida, Poales, Poaceae.